AUGUCGAUCACCUGCUUGUUGGAUGGAGGUAGGAGAUGCGCCGUUGUUAGGGCCAUAAUUGGUGAGAGAGACCACGGAGAAGGUCUUGCCAAUGAAGGGUAUCAUCGGUUCAGAAAGAAGAGCAAGUUGGUACCUAGAUUAGUGGGACCAUAUGAGAUCAUUGAGAGGAUUGGUAAUGUGGCUUACAAACUAGCUCUACCACCUACUUUAGCUAAGAUUCAUAACGUGUUCCACGUAUCUUUAUUGCGGAAGUGUGUGCAAGACCCUUCCCAAAUAGUAUCACUAGAAGUGUUGGAGAAUAGUGACGAUCUAAAGUAUGUGGUGCGAUCAGUUACUAUUCUAGACCAGGAUGUAAAACAGUUGCGGUGCAAGAAAGUGAACUUGGUGAAAGUGCAAUGGAGCGAGAAUGAGAACGAUAUCACUUGGGAAUUAGAAGAGAAAGUUCGGCGUAUGCACCCAGAACUUUUUGUUUAG
This is a messenger RNA of Camellia sinensis, 474 nucleotides long. Lineage: Eukaryota; Viridiplantae; Streptophyta; Magnoliopsida; Ericales; Theaceae. The record is from RefSeq and is a predicted model, not a curated record.